AUGCUUCUAUUCUCUCUUGUUGCCGUAUUGUUCCUUGCUGCUGCUUCUGCUGCUGGUGAGAGGACCAUAAAUCCAGAAGAGCAGCAACCACUACUACAAAACCCUCCUUCCAUACGCUCUUUCACCCAAGCUCACAACAUCUCUCUCGAUGAGAUUGUACUCUCGCGGGACUCUGCAGGUCAAGGAAAAUGUUGCCCGAUAGGCACUGUUUUCAAUGGCAAUACAUGCGUAUUCCGAUCGUCAUCAGUGUGUCCUCUCCAUACUCAUCUCGACGGCGGGGCUUGUGUUAGCGACAAGGAUCCGGACUGUGGGCCUGGUGGCCUUUUCACAGGCGGCUCGUGUGUGUCUGCUGUGAGCCCUUCUUGUUCAUUAGGAGGUACAUUCGACGGAACAGAGUGCAAAACCAAGCGGUUACCAAAUUGCGAAAAUGGAUUUGGUUUCAAUGGGGUAGCUUGUGUCUAUCUUGGUACACGGAAUUGCCCUAAGAACUCAACAGCACAGGGCCCGCAGUGUGUAUUAGAUAAAGGGCCAGGAUGUCCGGGUAAUGAUAAGUUCGAAAGUGGAUCAUGCACGCAUUCUGAACCCCCAGAGUGCCCUAAAGGGAUGAAGCUGGAGGGAGGGCUUUGUACUGCAAAGCAAACGCCGCAGUGCCCCGGAGGGUUCGAGUUCCAGGACAAAAAAUGCACGCAUUCAGAGAAGCCGACAUGUCUCAAUGGAUCGCUAAAGGGUAAGGUAUGCGUUACAAAUGAAGGACCCAAAUGCAAAACUGGGAAAUUUAAUGGCAACGUUUGCCAGGCGGCAGAUCCCAUCUGCGUGGGGGGAGCCAUGUUGCAGAAUGGUAUGUGCACUGCUCCCCCAAUGUGUUCCGAGACCUCUCCACUCUCAACAGACCCAAAGACCGGUGAGGUAAGAUGUUGUCCGUCUGGAACAAGUUUGAAAAGCCUACGGUGCACGUCCUCAGCAGACACUACGGGAGUGACCCCUGAGAAACCUAUCUGCCUGGCUGGGUUCUCAUUCGACGGGAAACACUGUGCGUUCAAUCAACCUCCAUUCUGUGACCAAAACUCUGUAUUUUCCGGUGGAAUUUGCGUAAAUAAUGAGACGCCAUCUUGUGCGACAGGAACAUUUGAUGGAUCCAAUUGCGUCGUUCCAAAUCGCCCGGUGUGUCCAGCUCAGUCUACUCCAUCCGGUGAACUCUGCAUAUCGACAGUGACUCCUAGCUGCCCAGAGCAGAUGGCACUGAGGGGAGACUACUGUAUUUCAACAGAACAACCGAAAUGCCCAGGAUCAUCGAUAUUCUCUGGUUCCCUCUGCAUUACUUCGGGAACACCCAGCUGUCCCCAAGGGUCCACACUUGUGGGGGAUAAAUGCACCCUUUCGACGCCCCCUUCGUGUCCGGCCAAUUCAGUGCCGGAUCAGGAUGCCUGCAUCUCCCUAAUCUUACCUAGCUGUGAUCCGCCAUUCAUAUUCUCUGGUGAUGAAUGUUUUGCAACAGAGGCACCAAUUUGUACGGACCCUCAGGCUGUGUUUGAUGGAAGUGGUUGUAUCCUGACCACCCUCCCCAAAUGCCCUGAUGAAACCAGCUUCGACGGGUCACGCUGCGUCUCAAUCCAAGGACCACAAUGCACCAAUGAUCUUAUAUUUGAUUCGAAGACGUGUGCAUCCACAGAACCACCACAGUGCUCAGCUGGGACGGUGUUGGCUGGGGAAAAGUGCAAGUCGGCAACCGGUCCAACUUGUGCAGCACCUUCGCAGUUUGACGGAACCUCUUGUGUGAUGCCCGAUAAGCCCGUCUGCCCGGAAGGGAGUAUCCUAUAUAAGGAUGACGUUUGUGUGACUAUCAUCGCGCCUUCAUGCCCGAAGGGGGCUAUCUUUAAAGACAAGAAGUGUAUCUCGACGCAAGCUCCGACUUGCGCCUCUCCUCUCAUCGUCGAGGGGAACGCUUGCGUGUCCGCGGAAAAGCCCAAGUGUCCUGAUGGAACAUCCUUUGAUGGGAAGAAAUGUAGUAUCACACCACUUUCUGGGUGCUAUGACAUGCAUUACUGUCCACCGCGAUAG
This is a messenger RNA of Aspergillus ochraceoroseus IBT 24754, 2058 nucleotides long. RefSeq names its product cell wall cysteine-rich protein. The transcript has a single exon. Bases 1 to 2058 code for a protein of 685 amino acids. NCBI's taxonomy places the organism in Eukaryota, Fungi, Ascomycota, Eurotiomycetes, Eurotiales, Aspergillaceae. The record is from RefSeq and is a predicted model, not a curated record.